AUCGCUUCACUUCGAUGUGAUUUUUUUUUUUGCAGAUGCAGUAAUGCAUCGGAAGCGGAUGCCUGGUUUGAGAGCAUACACAGCUGUGCAUGUGCUCUGUUAACACAAGCGUUGGCUCAAGUGAAUCUGAUGUUGGGGCACAAUCCACAAGUCCGACGAAUGGGUUGGGUUGCUGAGCAGACUCCCAUUGAGAAUGGACUUACAACCUGGAGGCCGAUGUUUGCGGUGCUUACGCUCAAUGAUUUGCUAUUUUACAAUUCGGUGCCGGUGCUGAAGUCAGAGUGGGCAUCGCCGAUGAUCACUCGACCACUGAUCGCCACCAGA
This is a messenger RNA of Gongylonema pulchrum, 324 nucleotides long. Lineage: Eukaryota; Metazoa; Nematoda; Chromadorea; Rhabditida; Gongylonematidae. The record is from the annotation of a GenBank genome assembly.